Condylura cristata (star-nosed mole) is the source of this 5193-nucleotide messenger RNA. RefSeq names its product Dab, reelin signal transducer, homolog 1 (Drosophila) (gene DAB1). The transcript has 15 exons. Gene Ontology annotation, biological process: ventral spinal cord development; lateral motor column neuron migration. The record is from RefSeq and is a predicted model, not a curated record. The coding region runs from base 189 to 1856 and encodes 555 amino acids. NCBI's taxonomy places the organism in Eukaryota, Metazoa, Chordata, Mammalia, Eulipotyphla, Talpidae.
GCCGCUUCCUGGGCGGCCGCGGCUGCGGAGGAACAUGCUCGCGGCGAGCCGAGCACACGAAAGAAGUGAAUGAAAUGCACAGCUCUGGGUGUCAUUUCUGAAGGGAGGGUCGUUCUCUUGGAGAGGAGUCCUCGAUGAGCCUGGCCGAGGUCCGGGAUCUGUGUGACGUGGACUAAGGAUUUAGUAGGAUGUCAACUGAGACAGAACUUCAAGUAGCUGUGAAAACCAGCACCAAGAAAGACUCCAGAAAGAAAGGUCAGGAUCGCAGUGAAGCCACUUUGAUAAAGAGGUUUAAAGGUGAAGGGGUCCGGUACAAGGCCAAACUGAUCGGGAUUGAUGAGGUUUCCGCAGCCCGGGGAGACAAGUUAUGUCAAGAUUCCAUGAUGAAACUCAAGGGCGUUGUUGCCGGCGCGCGUUCCAAAGGAGAACACAAACAGAAAAUCUUUUUAACCAUCUCCUUUGGAGGAAUCAAAAUCUUUGAUGAGAAGACAGGGGCCCUUCAGCAUCAUCAUGCUGUUCAUGAAAUCUCCUACAUUGCAAAGGACAUCACAGAUCAUCGGGCCUUUGGAUAUGUUUGUGGGAAGGAGGGGAAUCACAGAUUUGUGGCUAUCAAGACAGCCCAGGCGGCUGAACCUGUUAUUCUGGACUUGAGAGAUCUCUUUCAGCUUAUUUACGAAUUGAAGCAAAGAGAAGAAUUGGAAAAAAAGGCACAAAAGGAUAAGCAGUGUGAACAAGCCGUGUAUCAGACAAUUCUGGAAGAGGAUGUUGAAGAUCCUGUCUAUCAGUACAUUGUGUUUGAGGCUGGACAUGAGCCAAUCCGUGAUCCCGAAACAGAAGAAAACAUUUAUCAGGUUCCCACCAGCCAAAAGAAAGAAGGUGUUUAUGAUGUGCCAAAAAGUCAACCUGUAAGUGCUGUGACCCAAUUAGAACUCUUUGGGGACAUGUCAACCCCUCCUGAUAUAACCUCUCCCCCCACUCCUGCUACUCCAGGUGAUGCCUUUAUCCCAUCUUCAUCUCAGACACUUCCGGCCAGUGCAGACAUGUUUGGCUCUGUACCUUUCGGCACUGCUGCUGUACCCUCAGGUUAUGUUGCCAUGGGCGCCGUCCUCCCAUCCUUCUGGGGCCAGCAGCCCCUUGUCCAGCAGCAGAUCGCCAUGGGUGCUCAGCCACCAGUCGCUCAGGUGAUGCCAGGGGCUCAGCCCAUCGCAUGGGGCCAGCCGGGUCUCUUCCCUGCCACUCAGCAGCCCUGGCCAGCUGUGGCCGGGCAGUUUCCGCCAGCCGCCUUCAUGCCCACACAAACUGUUAUGCCUUUGCCAGCCGCCAUGUUCCAAGGCCCCCUCACCCCCCUUGCGACUGUCCCAGCCACGGGUGACUCCUCCAGGUCAAGUCCACAGACCGACAAGCCCAGGCAGAAAAUGGGGAAAGAAAUGUUUAAGGAUUUCCAGAUGGCCCAGCCUCCACCUGUGCCCUCUCGCAAACCCGAGCAACCCUCCCUCACCUGUACCUCAGAGGCCUUCUCCAGUUACUUCAACAAAGUCGGGGUGGCACAGGAUACAGAUGACUGUGAUGACUUUGACAUCUCCCAGUUGAACUUGACCCCUGUGACUUCUACCACACCAUCGACCAAUUCACCUCCAACCCCAGCCCCCAGACAGAGCUCUCCAUCCAAAUCAUCUGCCUCCCAUGCCAGCGACCCCACCACAGAUGACAUCUUUGAAGAGGGCUUUGAAAGUCCCAGCAAAAGUGAAGAGCAAGAAGCCCCUGAUGGAUCACAGGCCUCCUCCAACAGUGAUCCAUUUGGUGAACCCAGUGGGGAGCCCAGUGGCGAUAAUAUAAGUCCACAGGCCGGUAGCUAGAUAGCACAGGUCUGGGAGCUGGAGCCUCUCUAUGCGCAGAUCAUCAGACCUAAGAAAUAGCAUCAGUGUGGGCUCGUGGCGGGUGCAUCAAGACUGGCAUGGAAAUCAGCGUCGCGACAGGCUCUCUUGUAUUUUUUCACUUCACCUCAUCCCACGAAGACAUUCAUGAUUGCCCCAAUGGAACUCGUUUGGAAAAGGGAACUAAGAAUUUUUGGCAACCAAUGGCGGAUGUCUAAGGCAGCACAAAACAUACACGCAAAUAUAAAAUAAUCAUACCCACUGUUAAAUUAUAUGAAGAAAAUGCUUGCCCAACAAAUAUCCUGAGCUCUCUUAGCAUGGGUUGAAGAUGACCCAGAAUGCAAAAUCAUCCUUCUCUUUAUCUCUACAUAUUGAGCACUGUAGAGACUUCACAUUUGGAAUGACAGAUCUCAGAGAGUUACAACAGGAUUGGCGCUCGCUUCUGCUAGGCAAAGCAAGAGACCCUCUGUGACUACAGUCUUAUCACCCAUAUGCCUUUUGACAUAUGGUGAUGUUUUUUCUUCACAGGACCUGGUUUGCCAUUCUCCACCUCCCCCCCCCUUUCCUUUCUUUGUCAUGUUUGAAAAUUAAUGGGUGUACAAAUUUUUGUAUUGCUUUUGACCUUUUUUAGAUGUGGGUGAAGAGAUCUAACUGGAGAAAAAGGCUCAUGAACAAGACAAGUGGUUGAUGAUUCUUUAAGAUCAAGAAUGUUGCCAAAACAUUUACUAUCCUGCAUCCUAGUGAAGAGAGACAGCGUUUGGUUUGGACUUUCAUUCUAUUAGUAGGAAAGGACAUCAAAUCCCAUUGAUGAGAAAGGUGGAAAAUGCAUCUGAUUUCCUAAGAAGUUCUAAACUCUUAAGUACAAUAUAAUGAUAUUUUUUAUUUUUCCGAUAAUCUUGCUGCUGUGAUGCUAUGCAGACAAGUGUCUUCUCCACGUGCCAUUUUCAAAGAAAAGUCAUUUGCCAAAUAAUUCUGGUACAAUCCUGGUAAUGUGGUUGGUUUUGGAUCUUAAAAACUGACUUUCUGACAGGACAACAGUGACAUGAAUAUUCAGAAUAACAAAGCUGAUUCCGUGAUCACAGUGGUUCAUCUCUCUCUCUUUUUGUACAUCAGAAAAUUCAAAUGGGAUUUUUAUUUUAUAACUUGAGAAAAAAAAACCUUACCAUUAAACUCUUUAAAUAUUUAAGGGAAAUGGCUUUAAGGAGUUCUAAUGAAAAAAGAUGCCAGGUUGGUUUUUUUUUUGUAAAUAUGUUAAUGAAAUGCUUUUUAAUAAUGCCAUUACACUGUAGAGAAGGUAGCAGAUUGAGUGCAAGAUGUGACAAACUUGAUGGAUGGGGCUCACCUUCCAGAUGUUAUUCUGGAGCAGAUGGUAGGAAGCUGGAGUCGGGAACAGCUGGCAGGAGCAGCUGGCCAAUCAGCAGCCCGCACACAGGAAGGGAGCAUGUGACACCAUCACCUGGCCUUUCCUCGCGAGUACCCGCCCUUGCGUUAAACACGAAAAGACAGUCCCGUGGUGUGGGCCUGUCCUGUUGAUCCUGAAGCCCUCUCCCACCUCUCCACUUCUGCCUACCCCUUAGAGAUCACUGGGCUGUUUGUAUGUGAAACAGAAGAGUUUAAGCUUCCUUUUUUUACAUUGAUGAGACAAAAAGUGCAGUGUUCGGUUCGUAUGUUUAGCACAUGAUUUUCAUAAAGAAUCUAUAUAUUUUUGCCCUACAGAGAAUUGUUCUACAGGUCAAAUGUGUUUUCCUGAUGUUCCUAUGCAGUUACAGUAUGUUGAAUUUAGUGGUUUAACACUAAGAAGGAAAGUUCAAAGAAUCAUGUGGUUAAUUGGAUUUGGGGGUGAUUAUUGCUACUUGGUUUUAAAAUUGGAAAAGUAUAAUUUAUAUUGAUAUGAUUGACUUAAAUGGGCCUGUGUACUUUGGUUCUUCAUAUCAAUAGAAACUAAAACAACUCAGAAAGAGGAAUACUUGGUAACAAAGAAAAAAGUUGAUGUCAAGGUGAUUGUUACUCUGAAGCUCAAAUCUCAUGCUAUCAGGUUACUGGAGUCUAAUUUCUUGUCCAGUAAAGAUUGCUGACCAGAUGUUUCUUCUAGAAUAUACGUAAAUGUCCUAAUGUGGACAGUCUGAAGAACCAGAGAAAUGAGAAGGGCCAUUUACCUCCCUCCCUCCGUAGCGAUCACCUAUUGGUCCACGUGAUUUCUCUGGGAUGUGCGUACAUUUUGUGACUUGGUAAUCCUUUACAAAGGGGAACAGGAAAGGUUUGAUAACAUGAGAGUCAUUCUGAAACCAGUCCUAUUGUGUUUUCUGGGGAUUUGAUAAGAUAGGCAGCUCCCGUGGGAAACAGCUUAAAUUGCUGUGUCGUCUGGAUUCUGAUUCUGAGCAAGUGGUGCUAUCGUCUCCCUCCACGUGGCUGUCUCGAGUCUGCCCUGCAGUGCCACACCAUUGUAUAAUCCUUUGGGCUGUGUCUGACACGUGCAAAGUGAACUCUGGCUGAUAUUGCUGUUUCGGGAAUACCAUCUGGAGUUCAAUUUGCAGCAGGAAGUGACAGUCUGAUGGACUUGACAUCAGUCAUUGACUGUGAUUGAAAAUGUAACUGCCUCUGAACUUACAUGAGAUGCCCAUGUGAUGCAUUAAAGGGAGGGAAAUCAAGCUAAGUUUCAAGCUGCUGUCUUAGGUAAUCGUUGGCAGAAUUCUGAUUUUGAACAAGCACUGUUUGGUGAGGACCGAACCACCCCCAUCCUGGGAAUACAGUGAAAUUUCCAAGUAAAAGCUGAGGUGCCGAUACCAAAAGGCCAUGGGGGAGCCUGCACCGUUCUGGUUAGAUGGACAGAAAAUCCAUGUGUGCAACUGUUAAUUCCUCAUCCUUCACUAGCACUAAAUUUGUCACUUUAAAUUUUAAAACCAGGGAAAUGCCACCUGUCAUUCUGUCCCCAUCCCCCAUAGUUCUUCAAUCUUUCCAUACUGCAAGACUUUUUUGAUAAUUUGUACUCAUCCCAGUGUCUACUGAAACCCCAUCGUGUAAUGUACCGGGCACCUUCUUUUAAAAAAAAAAAAAAUGUUUACUCUGUGGGUUUGGUUCAUUUCAAUUUCUGUGUUCUGACACAUAUUUUUUUAAUAAAGAUGAGAAAGAGAAAAUGACUGUUGCAGUACAUUUCUAGACCUACUUUAACUUUACCUCAGAUGACAGUUUGUUAACAUAUAUGGACACAUUAUUUUUAACUUUAUGUACAAUGCAUACGACAGAACAGCAAAAUUUUUAGAAAUUUUCCAUUAAUUUCUGUAACACGCCAUGUAAAACUGUUACAAAUAAACAUGUUUGA